AUGGAUAAACUGACUUGGACUGACUUGUUUCCUGUCCACACAGGCCAGCUAGAGCUGGUCAAUCUUCGAUCCGGCAGGCUCGACUUUGCGGGGCUCGAACCCGAGCGAGGAAUGCAGCUCCUGUCACUUUUUUGGAGCCGGCAGCAAGCCACAGGGACGGUGGUGUAUCGGCCCGCCUUCAUGCGAGAUAUGGUAUGCAACGGACCAUACUUCUCUAAUCUUUUACUCCAUGCGAUACUUUUCCUCUGUACGAAGAACUGCCAGGAGUCCGGACCGGGACAAUCUGCCGCCACAGAUGUUUGCGAGGGGAGAAAAGCACUCCGGCGGAAACUCGAGAAAGCCAUCUAUCAUCCUAACACCCAAAUCCUAUGCAAGAGUAACAUUACCACCAUUCAAGCCCUGCUUCUCUUUUCCGAUGGACUGUUCUCAUGGUGCGACGAACCAAGUCUUUCAUGGCACUACCUCGGUAUCGCUAUCAACAUGAUAUUCGAUCUGGGUCUUCACUCGGAAGCAUCUACUUGGAACUGUUCACCAGAAGAAGUAGAAAUCUCGAGGAGAGUUUUCUGGUCUGCAUAUGUUAUGGACAAGACUCAGUCCAUUUACCAGGGCAGACCUCCGCGUUUGUCCUCUGCAUAUCACAAUGUACCUCUCAUGUUCAUAGACGAGUACGAAGAACUUGAGCCCAUUGAUACAGCGGCGGUUUAUGGGUCUGUGUCCUCGGCAGACCGAAUGAGGCCCUCACCUAUUUACAGCGUGUCAGCGUUCGAGCAGCUCUGCAAGCUGAGCUGUGUUGCGGACCGUAUUCUUUGUGAGAUACACGGAGAGAGUAGGCCUGCGAGGGGCUCCGAGGCGCUCGUCAGCACAGCACACGAGCUUCGCGCUGAGCUUAUGAACUGGCUCGCCGCUCUGCCUGAGCAUCUUGGACCCCCGACCGACGCGUAUGGGAGCUACGUGUUCACACCGUACCACGCCUCCCUGCCACAUAUUCUGUGUAUAACACUGGAGUUCCACGCGCUGGUCAUCCUGUUGCACCGCCCCUUUGUCCGCGGAGGACACCUCGAGCUCGAACUAGAAGACGGUCCGUGUGCCCGCGAUGCUCUUGGCACAUGCGUGCAGGCCGCUAUGUGCAUUGACCAGCUCCUCCGGCACUACAGGUCAAAAUGGUGCAUCACCUCACCGCCUUACUUUGUCACGUAUGCGACGUACGUGAGCGCGACAAUCCACGUGCGGAACGUUGCUCGGAGGGUCAACGACCUCCAUUCGCGCCGGUGUCUUCAGAACUGCCUAGAGAUCCUUGAGGCGCACCAGCACGUAUCUCGUGUGCCGCGCCGGGCCCUGGGUAUACUGCUCCGUCUGUGUCGGCGGCUCAAAGUCAACGUCGGCGAUACUCGAAUGGAUGUCGAUGAUACUCGAGUGGACGUCGGUAUUGUGCGUGGGGGCGCGAUGUCAAUCUCCUCGAUGUUGAAUCCGCCGAUGGCCGAUACUGAGACGGUUCAAACGGAUACAGGGUGGGGUGAUGCGGCACUGGCAAGUCCCGACUCAGGGCGGGCGCACGUCAGUGAAGAUGCUGAGAGACAGGCGCGAGGGAGCGGAGGGCCAUCGGAAAUCACUGACCUGGACAGCUUUUAUGCAUCCAUCAACGAUCUGCUAGAGGGUUGGCGUCCUGGUGUAUCGUUUGAUCUCGAUCCACUUUUGGGUUAUGACCAACACGCAUGUUAA
Thyridium curvatum is the source of this 1719-nucleotide messenger RNA. RefSeq lists its product as uncharacterized. The record is from RefSeq and is a predicted model, not a curated record. NCBI's taxonomy places the organism in Eukaryota, Fungi, Ascomycota, Sordariomycetes, Thyridiales, Thyridiaceae. Bases 1 to 1719 code for a protein of 572 amino acids. The transcript has 3 exons. Gene Ontology annotation, molecular function: zinc ion binding; DNA binding. Gene Ontology annotation, biological process: DNA-templated transcription.